Messenger RNA from Perca fluviatilis (European perch), 4462 nucleotides. RefSeq names its product relaxin family peptide receptor 2a (gene rxfp2a). Gene Ontology annotation, biological process: G protein-coupled receptor signaling pathway. NCBI's taxonomy places the organism in Eukaryota, Metazoa, Chordata, Actinopteri, Perciformes, Percidae. Gene Ontology annotation, molecular function: protein binding; G protein-coupled receptor activity. The transcript is spliced from 20 exons. Bases 238 to 2502 code for a protein of 754 amino acids. Gene Ontology annotation, cellular component: membrane. The record is from RefSeq and is a predicted model, not a curated record.
ACAGUGGCUCUCAGCAGAGUCUUCAGAGUGCUCCGAGAAGGACAGCGUGGAGAGGAUGUCAGUGUUUUUACGCACAGCGCAGAUUCAUCCGAUGUCUUAGUCCGCCUUUUCGGUCAUUUUUAAAUGCCGGGCAUGCUCUAACAUAUUGGACUGACUGGGACUACUGCUGACUUUUCUGUCGACUGGUAGGUUUUCACGGGGGGAAACCUAUCGUGGAUCGGUUACAGCCAGGGCGACAUGAGCGCAGGAAAACUUCUGAGUCUCAGGAUGGAUAUACCUGUCAUCAUUUUGCUCAUCCACCUGACCCAUACUGAGAUUAGAGCGCUGCUGACCAGCAGGCCAGAAGUGUCCUCCAAAUGUCCCCUCGGCCACUUCCCCUGUGGGAACAUAAGUGAGUGUCUCCCACAGGCUUUGCAGUGUAACGGACACAAGGACUGUCCCAAUGGAGCUGACGAGCGGCGCUGUGGAGACAACAUCGGAUGGGCGGACUUAUUUGGUCAAACACUACAAGAUGCCAAUCAUGUGGACCAGUACUUCCUGAAUGAGUGUUUCUUGCAGGAGUAUCCAGAGAGUUGUGACUGCAUACGGAUGGAUGUCGAGUGUGUGGAGGUCAACCUGCAGGAUGUUCCUCUACUCUCUCCUAAUGUUACCUUUCUGUCACUGAGGAGCAACAAGAUCCGAGUGUUGUCCGAUUUAGUUUUCUCAAAAUACUCUUUUCUAGAGAGACUAUUUCUGCAAAACAACAGCCUCCAGUUCAUAUCCAAACGUGCUUUCAGCGGCCUGCACAGUUUAAAGAGGUUGUUUCUAAGUGAGAACUUGAUAUCCUCCUUUAGUCCUGGUGUGUUCGGGGAUCUCCAUCAGUUAGAAUGGCUGAUGUUGGAUCAUAACCCACUAAGCAGCUUGUCCAAGGACACUUUCAUCGGGCUCCAGUCUCUCAUAUACCUAUCCAUGGUGGGCACCUCGCUACAGCACCUUCCACACCAGAGCUUCUGUCAACACAUGCCUGCCUUGGAAUGGCUGGAUCUUGAGGGAAACCAGAUUCAAACUCUCAACUACUCAAUCUUGAAGACCUGCAGUAAGCUUGAAGUUCUAUUGCUGAUGGACAACAAGAUCAGAAGAGUUCCCGAAAACACCUUCCAGUCUCUGUGGAAACUAGCUGAACUGAAUCUGUCCAGCAACAGGAUCAGGGAGUUGCCAAAAAACACCUUUAAGAGCCUCUCCAAGUCCCUUCUUAAACUAAAUAUCUCCCACAAUCCCCUCCUCCGCAUUCACCCCAGCCACUUCCACCACCUGACACACCUUCAGUCUCUGGCUCUGGAGGGGAUAGAGAUCCCAGACAUUCAGACUAAGAUAUUUCUGCCUAUGAAUAACCUCUCCCACAUCUACUUUAAGAAGUUCCAGUACUGCUCCUAUGCACCCCAUGUCAGGUCCUGUAAGCCCAACACAGAUGGCAUCUCUUCUUUUGAGGACCUGCUGGCUAACGUAGUGCUGCGGGUGUCUGUCUGGGUCAUGGCCUUCAUUACUUGCUUCGGUAACCUCUUUGUUAUCGGCAUGAGGUCACUGAUACGAGCAGAGAACAACCUGCACGCUGCCUGCAUCAAAGUCCUCUGCUGUGCAGACUGCCUCAUGGGUGUGUACCUGUUUUUCGUUGGAGUGUUUGAUGUGAAAUUCCGCGGGCAGUACAAUCGUAACGCCCUGCUCUGGAUGGAGAGCGUGGAGUGUCGGACUAUUGGAUUCCUGGCCAUGCUUUCCUCAGAGGUGUCUGUUCUCCUCCUGACCUACCUGACUCUGGAAAAGUUUCUAGUUAUUGUCUUCCCCUUCAGCAAUCUGCGCCCAGGCAAACUUCAAACUGUGGUGGCCCUGGCCUCUAUCUGGGUACUGGGGUUCAUUAUUGCUGCUGUGCCCCUAAUGAAUGAGGACGUCUUCGGAAACUACUACGGACGUAAUGGGGUCUGCUUUCCCCUGCACUCUGACAGGCAAGAAAAACCUACAGCCAAAGGAUAUUCAACAGGGAUUUUUCUGGGUCUAAACCUGAUGGCGUUCCUGGUGAUCGCCUUCUCCUACUCCAGCAUGUUCUACUCCAUCUAUAAAACCGGCAUCAAUGCCACAGACUUGAGGAGCAGACUGCACAGAGACGUGGCUGUGGCCAACAGAUUCUUCUUCAUAGUGUUCUCUGAUGCCCUCUGCUGGAUUCCCAUAUUUUUGGUGAAAGUCCUCUCACUAUUGGAGGUGGAAAUACCUGGCACCAUCUCCAGCUGGGUAGUCAUCUUCAUCCUUCCCAUCAACAGCGCCUUGAACCCCAUCCUGUACACCUUGACCACCAGCUUCUUCAGAGAGCAGGUGGAAGUCUUACUCUGUCGUUGGCAAAGAAGACAUAUAUUGAAAAAAGACCGCAAAAGCCUCACCUCAUCUACGAUCUUCAUGGACACGUCACGGCCUCCUUGCUACCAGCCACCAGCCUACCUCCAGUCACUUACCGGCGCAGAUCCCCGCUACGCUUAAGAGAGGCAGGAACUUUCCUUGCACUUCGUGAACUACUCGCCAAGGGCCUGUUGCUGGUUAUAUCUUGAGGCUCCCACAUGACAGUAGCACUGUUUUAAUGAGACUGGCUUUCCAGUGGAACAAUAUUAACAAUCACUAAGCUGUCUUGCCAGGCUCUAAGGUGCUCCACAUUCUAAAAAUGACAACAAUUAGACGCUUUGGACAUGAGGAGCCAGGGAUUAAACCAGCAACCUUACAAUUAAACGAUGACCCCCUGUACCACUUCAGCUACAGAUGCCCCGAUGCUUGUCUGCUUAUGUGGCCGUACAGUAAAGUGAAGAUAAGAAUAACGAUGGAUGAAAGGAUAAAUACCAGCAUGUACUGUACAUCUCACUGCCACCCAGAGGACGAUCAGAGUGGACUUAAAAUGUCUUAAAAUCAAGCAAGAAAAGUGCCUAUUAUACUUGUAGGAUACAUAAUGUCCCACAUACAUUUAGUGACUCAUCAGAUGCUGAGCUGAGAAACAGGUUCAAGGAUAAAUGCUUAUAAUGCUGGGAUUAUACAAAUGAAACUGCAAAUCAGCAUUUAUUUGUUGUAAUGUCCACAAAAGCUAAUCCAUGUUUGAAAUUCAAAUGCCAAAAUCCUAUUGAAAUGCAGUCCAUUUUACAUGCAAUUGUAAUAUCUUCUAUUAAAAUUAAAAUGAAUAAUUAAAAGGUAAUUAUGCUAUCCAAAUAAUCCACGACACUUAUUAUGCUCUCUGCUUCCUCCCUCUGUAUUUCUGCUCUCCAUGUUUGCUUUUGUUGUCGUCUUUUCUCUUUCUGGUAAUUUCUCUUGCUCCAUCAGUUGUUAAGUUUACUGGCCUGAUUAGCUUUCCUGAAUUAUAUUUUGCUCUGUAAUACCACUUUGCUAGAGCCGCCUCUACACAGAAAUGUAGAAACUGAAAAAGGAAGGAGUGAAUUUGCAUGUAGCAGGGUUGAUGUGUGAUCAUGUGAAACUGUUAUAUAAAUGCCACAAAUUACAUUUAAUUUAUGAAACAAAUCUGAAAAUGAAAUGUUCAAUAGCCCAUUAAAUUAUAAUGUUUGACACUUUAAUGACAUUUUUUAAGGUUUGUAGUAAAGGAGAUGAGAAUAUUACGUGGUUAACAUAAUGUGCUUUUGAAUUAUGUUAAAAGGUAAAAAUGUAAUUGUCAAUGUGAAUUGUAUUGAAUUACGGUAGGUUAGGAUUAUAAUAAAUGUACAAGGCACUUAAAAUAUGAGAGAAACCAGUCAAUGGGAGAAAAACAUGAGAAAGAGACUAUGUAGCAGUAGCGGCUAUCUUCCUGUUCCCCACUAACUGUAAACUGAUGUUCAUUUCUGCCAUAUUUUGUAAUGUUAUUCUGAUGUAAUGGGUGUAAUCUUAAUAUUUCAUUACUUGUUUAUUAUGUGCCAUUUUGUAAAAUCCAAAUGCAUGUGCAGUAUGUGCUCUGACUAUUUAUGAACCUGAACCAAUAUGCUGUAUAGCAUAUUGAUACCAUAAAAUCAUACUUUUAUUGUACAGACCUCCUGAUUGCGUGACUGACCGGGACUGGAUACAAAUAUUUGGUUAAAGCAUGCAACGUAUCACUAAUGAAGAAAUGUCUAAUUCUGAUUUGUUAUCAUUGCUUCUAUUAAUACCUUUGUAUAGUGAUAUAUAAUGUGCCUUUGUUUUUGCUGCUUUUUAACAGUUGCUUUGAUUCAAUGACAAUCAACAACCAGAUAAUAGUGAAAGAGCAACAAGUUAUACAUUUGUACUGAUUUAUAAUGGACUAUCAUUUCCUAUUAUGCUGUGCAAGUGUGCAUAUGUUUGUUUUUGUUGUAUAAUAUUUGGUACAGGAGACUUGUCUUCUCAGUGUAUGUUCUGUAUAUCAUUGUGUUUGUUGGUGUCAGGUUAGUGAUUUGUCUUUAUUGGUUUCCACAAAGAGAUCUGACUGAAAUAAUAAAAACAAGAACAAACCUUAAGUACA